This is a messenger RNA of Monopterus albus (swamp eel), 4271 nucleotides long. RefSeq lists its product as uncharacterized. Gene Ontology annotation, molecular function: DNA binding. The transcript has 2 exons. The record is from RefSeq and is a predicted model, not a curated record. NCBI's taxonomy places the organism in Eukaryota, Metazoa, Chordata, Actinopteri, Synbranchiformes, Synbranchidae. Bases 340 to 1638 code for a protein of 432 amino acids. Gene Ontology annotation, cellular component: nucleus.
CACCCAACAUCCGGUUUUGUUCCGUUGUCUUCAGGCUUGAGAAGCAUCAGGUUCAUGCUAGGCAUGGAAAAGCAUGAUCCGUCUGACAUAAGUGUGAUCGCGUAAUUUCGAUUUCGCGUAUUCCAUAGAAAUGUCGCGACUGUAGAAUGAAUACUGUCACUUGAUUCGUGUUUAAGUGUAAUUUUGUGUCUAAACCACAAGGCUUCAGAAGUUUACAAAGACGUUACGGAGCGCGGUGUCACCACCAACACAGGAGGAGUUGUCUCCUGUGGUUGUAUUCUGUCUGCUAAUAAAACUUAGUACGACGACUGCCCAGCACCAGUAAGUGCCAAGAAACAAAUGCCAUCCAGAAAUCAUCUUGAUAAAAUUGGGAGGAGGAAGAAGAAGAAAUGGACAGAGGAGGCCAUGGAACGUGCGCUGGUCGAGGUGAAGUCUGGGAGAUGCACCGUGAGACAGGCUGCCAAGGACUUUGGGGUUCCUAAAUCUUCACUGGGGGAUAGAGUCAGUGGGCGGGUGACGCCAGGGAGUCGCAGCGGGCCAGCUCAGCUUAUAACCGCUGCUGAUGAGGAGCUGUUAGUGGAGUUUUCCUUAUACAUGUCCAAGCAUGGAUUCCCACUUACUAAACAGCAGCUGGUGUCCUUUGCCUCAUCCAUUUAUAAGCGGCAGCACCGUAGGGUGGCAUUUUCCAAACUGGGCCAGACCUGGUGGCUGAAUUUCCGGAAACGGCAGGAGAAGAACAUUAGCAUUCAGCCAGCAGACAGUGUUGUCCGUGGGAGGACAGUAUGUGUGAGGAAGGAAGCAGUGGAUCACUUUUUUCAUUUACUGAACAAUGUCAUGGACACUCAUGGGCUCAGAGACAAGCCUCACCACAUCUUCAACUGUAAUGAGACAGGCUUUCAGCUGGGUAGGAAAAGGGUGAAUCUCCCAAAAUCUGCCAGCCUGGGCUAUAAGGCAGCACCAGGCUCAAGAGACCACAUCUCCAUCCUGGCUUGCUUUAGCGCCACUGGUAAUGACAUUCCACCUUAUAUUAUUUACUCAAAGGCCUAUCCAGGGGGAGUAUGUUACAAGACACAAGGGCCGCCAAAUGCCCUCUAUGGAUGGUCAGACUCGGGAUGUAUCAACUCUGACCUCUUUAAGAAGUGGUUCCUCAAACAUUUUCUUGUACAUGUGGGUAAAGAGCGUCCACUGCUGCUGAUUUUUGAUGGCCACAAGUCGCCUGUGAACCUCGAGGUGGUGGAGGCAGCUCGUAAUGAGGACGUCAUCCUCCUGUGCCUUCCAUCUCAUUGCUCUCACAUCCUGCAGCCGCUCGACACAGGUCUCUUUGUGCUCCUGAAGCAGCGUUUUGCAGCACUCAUAGGUGACGGUUGUGCCACUGAUACUCAUUUUGCAGUAAGCAAAAAGGAGUUCUCAGGUGUAUUUAAAGAGACAUAUCAGGUAGCGAAGGAAGAGGAGGGUGUUCAGAUUGUCAGGGAAGGCUUUAGAAAAUGUGGCAUCUACCCACUGAACCACUUUGCCAUCAGUGAUGGUAAUUUAAUGCCAUCGCACAACAUGGGCCCAGUGGCUGGACCCACCUUGUCCACAGCAGCACAGGUGUUGCACACUGUCGGAGACCUAACAGGUGCUGAACCAACCUCGUAAUUCAUUACUACUCAUGCCUGUCAUCAGCACUUUUGAGUGAUUGACUCCAUCAUUCAACAAGAUCUGAAUGAACACAGACUAGUUCUGUCAUUUGAAAUACUGAAUGGUUUUCCACUCUCUUUCUUGAGUAUCGUGCACCACCUCCCCCAGGCUCCCUGCGGAGCGCUCUGUUUGCCAGGCCACAAAGAACAAAGGGCUGUGUUAGUUUUAAUCACUUGUCAAUAUUGUGCUGAGAUUUAGUGACUGAGUAAUAUUUGAAUGUUGCACAACAGUGUAUUCCCAUUCUGUGGGGGGUCCAAGAUAAAUCUAGAAGUGUCAAAGAAUUUCAAAUAUGGGCUUUGUUUUUCUGAGUAUUCUCUGAUUGUUGCUUGUCCUUGUUGAAGUAUUGGAUGCUUUCUCUUCUUCUGGCAUCAAAAUCCCUCACAUUAAACUCAAGGAGAAGGAAAAAAUGCGGUUUGGUUGAAUUGCUCAUGUCCGCAUAAAGAGCUGACGUAACACAAGAAUGUUCAGGUUUUGUUCCAGAAGUGAGAGAGCAUUCAAAAUCCUGUUUUCAUUUCAUAAUAACUAAAAAUCCUGCCUUGGAACAGUUUUUCUGAACAGUAUGUGUUGUGGCUUGCUUUGUGUAUUAGAUAAGUACAGUAGGGUUUAUUUUUUAAACAAUCUAUUAUUGUUGUUUAUUCAGUACUUUAAACUUUUAGUAGCCUUUCCCACCAUUUCCCAUAAGCCCUAGAUGUUUGUGGGCUGAACGUCACAGAAGAGGUGAGUCCAUGAGUGAGCUGAGGUCACGGUUAGUUCAGACGUCAGCAGUACAGAGAGGUCCUGGUAAGUUUUUGGACAACAGAGAAGCUAAGACACUUCAAGACUGACUUUAGAAGAGGGUGUUGGUGAGUUUUAUGGAUGAAAUGAACUUGUGAAGCUAUUAAGUACCUGUACUGUUGCACUGAUAGUUUUUUCUGAUGGAAGUGUAGUUUUUUUUUUCCUCUCUAUGCUCACAACUUUAAGUUGCAGUGAAAUGUAAACCCCAGGAACGUGCUUCCUUUUGUUACAAAGACAUGAAAGAAUGAGAGAUCGCACUGAGUCACCGGAGCUAGUGGAACAGAGGCUAGCCGGGACCUGAUGGCAGGACUUUGACUCUGUCUUAAGGCCUGUGACAAGGUGUCAGAAGUAAAUGUCACAACCCAAACCGGUUGAAAACUACCGCUCUACAACAACUGUCAUUUUUCUUUUAUGAGAUCGGCGCCAUGCCAGCUGGUUAACGUAGCUUCCAUCAAGCAGUAUGAACAGACAUAGUGCUGUGCUUGAUUUCAGUCACAGUGGAUCCUUGACAGUCAGCUGGUUCGCCUUAAUGUUCUCAACAUGCUUACAAAGAUACAAGGACAGAUCAGAUCCUUACAGAAGACAUACAAACUAGAUCGCUUCAUAAAACUUAGCGCUCCUUUGUGUUGUUCAAGCCUGCUGUGAAACAAACUACAAAAGGCUUUUCUUUUUUUUAAAUGCUGACAGAAAGGAAACAAUAACAUCUGAAACUGCUAAUUCAGUUUAGUUGUGAAUCUUUUUUUACUUUGAGUAAUCUGAAUGAGAUUAGAAAAUGAUGAAUGUACCAUACUCUUUCAAAUAUUUAGGAACUACUGAGGAAAUUGAGCCCUUGUAUUAAUUUUGGGAGGAGUGUCUUAUUCAUUAUAAUAUUCAAAUAUGUCAUGUUUUCUAUUUUCUCAGUAGAACGGUACAGUAUGACCUCAGGUAGGAAAUUCAGAAUAAAGGUAUUUUUUGAAAUACUUUGCAGCAGAAAUGUCUUUAUACUCUUAAUAAUUUACUAAAGGGGGCUGUAGUUGUGUGUGUUAAAGUCAGGUGAUGCAACAGCAGCGCAAUAGGUGCAACUGGCAACAAUAGCCAUGCAGGAAACACUACUCCUCUAUGUCUUAAUAAUUAUAAUUACUGUGUAAAAGUCAAUGAAUGUUUCAGAACACUUUUACAGUGUAUUUAAACUAAGUAACUGUGAAUACGACUUAUUCAUUUAUAAGUACUAUUUUACAGGGACUGUGAUUAUGUGUGCUCAGCAGUGAGAUAGAUUUAACACCAUUGUUAUGAUCACUAAAAGGUAGGGCUGGUAAAAUAUUUGUACAACUCAGACUGGGGAUUUAUAUUGUAAUAAUUUUCAUUAGAAAGCUUUUGGCAUUAAAUGGCAAAUAUCCAGGUGUUAAAGCAGUCCCUGUGUGCCUUGAAGGGAAGUAUGCUGGUAAGGUUUUUAUUCAGAUGAAUGCCUCGGUAACCAGAAGCGUAGGUCAGCCUGCAGUGUGCUGUAGAUCUUUAUGGAUGCAGCAGAGCUCAAUUAAUGCCUGUGUUAAUAUUACAGAUGGUGAUUUGCGCCUGAAGCCUGAAACAUUUUAAAUUAUUCACUGACAGUCAAAGGACACGGUCAGUUUCUCUUAUCCAAAUGCAGUCCCAGCAACACGUUUUUAAAAAUUUCUUUACUGCAUUUGUCCAUCCAAAAAAUUUUGUUUUUGCACUGCUUACUCUUGGUCCAGUGGAUUGUGAAGAAAGAGAGUAGUGGUGUUAAAGAAGCUUAGUAAUUUGUUUCUUAACACUAAGAUAUAAGCAUUUACACUCACCAGCCACUUUAUUAGGUACACCUG